Lepus europaeus (European hare) is the source of this 548-nucleotide messenger RNA. RefSeq names its product SLP adaptor and CSK interacting membrane protein (gene SCIMP). Gene Ontology annotation, cellular component: tetraspanin-enriched microdomain; immunological synapse; membrane. The transcript has 5 exons. Bases 96 to 548 code for a protein of 150 amino acids. The record is from RefSeq and is a predicted model, not a curated record. NCBI's taxonomy places the organism in Eukaryota, Metazoa, Chordata, Mammalia, Lagomorpha, Leporidae.
AACACCUCUUAUCAGCUGCAGCCGAACCGCCACACUCAGGCCGUCUCUACAGCCGCUCACAUCUGGACAGCCUCCCCGUUCCGGAUCCCACUGCAAUGAGUUGGUGGAGGGACAAUUUCUGGAUCAUCUUGGCUGUGGCCAUGAUCAUUGUCUCUGUGAGCCUGGGCCUCAUCAUGUACUGUAUCUACAGGUGUCAACUUAGACAAGGCAAGAAAUGGGAAGUUGUCAGGCCCUUGAAACAAAACCGAAGAGAUGAAGAAAAGACAUAUGAGAAUGUUUUUAAUCAGUCAUCAGCUGAAUUACCCCCUCUGCCGCCCAGGGAUUUGCCUUCUCUUGGGGACUCCUCCCCACAGGAAACCCCAAGUCUGCCGCCGCCUACAUACUCACUGGUGAACAACGUGAGAAACAAGACAAGCACUUCCAGCUACGUGGAGCCUGAAAGUGACUAUGACGACAUAGAAAUCCCCGCAAAUACAGAAGGCCAUCAUUUAAAAACAACUUUUCCUUCAAAUUGGGAAGCCAAACAGGGCUCCCACCGCUUAUUUUAA